GGCUGCACAACACACGUGAUCCAGUCAUUUGACAAGGCAAAACACGGCAGUAGAUCAGGAAGACAGGCGACGGACAUGGACCAUCAUCGAGUGGACAGAGUGGGCCUGCUGUCUCCCCUGGAGGAGUCCAGCGCUGAGAUAAGCAGAGACAGCGGCAUCGUCUCCCAGAGUGCAAGCAGUCUGUCCAUGGUGAGCGAAAUCCUCAGCAGCGGUACCGUGUCGCAGAGCCCGAGCUUUGGCGCAGCAGCUAAUGUUAUCUCUCAAAGCCCGAGUCUCAACGAUGCAGCAGACCCCGGGACAUCUGAGCAGCACUAUUCGGAGCAGGACGACGAAAUCCUGAGGCACACCGCCCUCAGCUACUCCGCCUACAUCAGGGCGACAGCUGGAGAAGAGAUCCUGUGCUUGGAGAAGAGUCUUGAAGAAAUGCUGACAAGAGUAGAUGAGUUUGUUGGAAUGCUGGACAUGAUCCGUAACGAUACCUCCCAAAUAGUGAAUGAAAACCUACCUCAAAUCCAACAGAAGUCAGAUGAAAUGAGACAAAUAUACAGAAGAAUUGAUAAGUUAGAGGCCUUUGUAAAAAUGGUUGGAGCCAAUGUUAAUGCAAUGGAGGAGCAGGUCACGCAAGCAGAGGGAGAACUGGGAACACUGCCAGGUGCUUUCAAGAAGAUCCUUCGCACUAUGACAGUACCAAGCUUCCUAAAUAAACCUUCCAGCCCAAGAAGACCAGCACCACAUCAGCGCCAAGAGAUCCCUACCGUGUUCCGGACAGACGAUUAUUUCCCAUCACAGCCAGAGCAGUGACACAUCAGAGCAUUUAACACAUAACUUGGAUCUAACCUCAGAGGCCAAAACUGUAGAGAGAACUUUUACUGCCAUCUUUAACAAGAGGAACUAUUGGUGCACUGGCCUCGAAUAAGCAAUAGUAGCCUUUAUGAACAAGUCACCGGAAGUCAAGUGUGUGAAGACAUUCUGCUCUUCGAGUGUCAUUUAACUGGCAGCAACAAGCAAGCACUGAACUGUAGCAAAAUUAUUUUAAAAGUGCCUAAAUGGGUCUUAUUUCUGUCAUUCUCGUUUCACAGUUUGUGACGAAAACAAUGCCAGAUGUUGGAUUUUAAGAGGUGUCAGGAUGACAGUGUAAAGAAGGUACAAUAGGAAGAGCUCUAAAAAUCUUCAGAUGUAUCACAUGAAUUAACCCAGCUUUUUAUAAAUAAUAUUCAUGUUAUUGGUGUUUGUAAAGACCUGCACUCUGAAAUGAACUGAUAUGUAUUUGUAAUGUCUCUCAUCAAUUCUCCCAAACGAAAUUGAUCUCAUGCAAGCAUUUAAGGUCUUCCAUUUCAAAAUUCUCACUUACUAAUAGCCUUAUGUUAAAGGCUAUGGAUAACAGCUGCCUCGUUGAUAUGAGGCUACAUCUUUGAUAGCACCUUUUUAAACAAAGCACACAAAAGAUGAGCGACCCUGAUUGGUGGGACUAGGAAUAAAUAAAAGUUUGGUAUAAUGAUGGAGCAGCCAUUGCGUUUUGCAACCAUGGAUCUGGUCCUGGUUAAUGUACCCUAGAAAUGCGAUAUUGCCCAUACCAAUCGCAAAAAGAAUCUGCAACAAUGGUCACAGAUGUGGUUCAUUAUUUGAUGAUUUGCCAAAUUAGUUUUUAAUAUUUUUUCAUUGACAGGUUUUUUUUUUGUUUAAGUUUUUUAAGUAAUCAUUAAAGAUUUAUUUGAGACAAA
This is a messenger RNA of Notolabrus celidotus (New Zealand spotty), 1721 nucleotides long. RefSeq names its product biogenesis of lysosomal organelles complex-1, subunit 4, cappuccino (gene bloc1s4). Gene Ontology annotation, cellular component: BLOC-1 complex. The coding region runs from base 76 to 801 and encodes 241 amino acids. The transcript has 5 exons. The record is from RefSeq and is a predicted model, not a curated record. Lineage: Eukaryota; Metazoa; Chordata; Actinopteri; Labriformes; Labridae.